Pocillopora damicornis (cauliflower coral) is the source of this 1076-nucleotide messenger RNA. RefSeq lists its product as uncharacterized. Gene Ontology annotation, molecular function: protein binding. The record is from RefSeq and is a predicted model, not a curated record. Lineage: Eukaryota; Metazoa; Cnidaria; Anthozoa; Scleractinia; Pocilloporidae. Gene Ontology annotation, cellular component: plasma membrane.
UGAAUGUCAUAUUUGUGCUUCUGAACAGCGCCGUGGUGUUAAUUGCUGUAGUUAAAGGCCUCCGUUACUUAAAGUCUAACUGGAGAAGGUUCUCCUCUUGCCCGGUGCGAUGUUUCUGGAAGAUGUGCGGCAGAUGUCGCGAUGGUCACAGGAACAGAUGGAGUGAUUUGUCCCUAAUACAACCACUGACAGAGGAACCAUUAGUUUUCGAUGAAUAAAAAACUUAAUUGUUUUGGCUUCAUUAUGGUAAUUUGGUGCAGCAAAGAGAGUACACAGGGGUCUCUCAUUUUGUUGCUUAGCUGUACCCCCAGCCUAAGUCUGCUGCUUUGCAUAGCUACUACGCUGACAAAAAAAAAAAAUUAUCUAUUUCGCUUCAAUUGCAUCUGUUGUUCGUCAAAUGUUUUCGAAAUGUAGGUAACAAAGAAAAGUUAGGAAAGUUCAAAGAAAUAUUUUACAAUGCAAAAUAGUUCACGAACAGUGUUAUGCUUUGCUUCUUUUCUCCGUGUAUUUGAUUAUUUCUUUUUCAUUUUUAAUUCUAUCACAGAAACGUUGAGCAGGAAUUUAAGAUGUCACUAUAUAAUUACUGGACCUUCGUUUUGUAUACCCCACCCAUAAGGCCGGGAAGUUAAAUAUAUUUAAACAUCUGAAAGGCUAAUCAAUAAAAUUUUUACCUAUAGUACAUUGGCCACAUUUACUCCAACACUCAAUUGACCCAUCUUUUCUUGGGAAAAUUGGUUUACAACACUACUACGCCCUCGAGGCAAAACUAAAAAGCCUGGUUUUCAUUGAAGAAACGGAUCGAGAAGAUAAUUUCUCCCUAGUUGGCGAUGAUAAAAAAAGCAUUAAUAUAGAUGCGUCAAUAGUUAUUUUACUCGUCCCAAUUCCUCUUAAAAUAAAUGCUUUGUCUUGAAGAAUCGUAACAAUGAUUGCGGCGGAUAUUAAUAUUUAGAAUACCAUAUGAUUUACCAAUACGAUACGAGCUUGAUCAAAAUGUGAUCUGGUGAAAUUAAGUUAAAGCAAGUAAUGUUUGGUAAAUUUAAAAGGAAGAAGGAAAAUAAAAAUUUUGCAUGCGCGGA